AUGGCUUUAAUAUCGGAGUCCUAUAAGUAUUAUUAUUACAGGAGUCCUAUCCAGACAUUAAUACUGUCCUUGCCCUAGAUAUGGGUGUAGAAAUGUCUACCUCCAUGCCCUUGAAAACCAGAGCCUGCCCAUUCUCAAUUCCUUUACAUCCAACAAAGAAUAUAAAUCCAACCAUUUUUGUCUCCCCAAUUGAUGCCACUCAAUAUGAGGAACUUAGCUCCUAAAAUAAACAACAUUCUUUGUAUGAGGCUGUUUUCCCAAAAGAAAGGGACUUCCCCUCUUAUUGUAACAUAACUCCAAAGGCUUGGUUGGUUGAAAAAAAAAAAAAAAAAAAAAAAAAAUUCAAGACUGGUGUCAAUGAAAAAAGAAAUCAAGCGUUCACGAUUUCAUGAAAAGACAUUAUUCAUAACGACACGACUGGUUUACUAACCGCCACUGCCAAGUACACACAGUCGCAAGGUCAACACUACCUUUCAAUACAUUCAUCCAAACUUUCAUUUCACUGUGAGUUUUUGUUUGUGCAGGCUUCCCUGACUGGACAUUUUGCUGGAUUGAAAGAUCUGUUUGACUUUCCUGUUUGACUUUCCUGCAAACUGCACAUUAGCAUAUUUGAUAUCUUGGAAUGAACAAACAUGCAUGAAUGCUACAUGUACAUUCAGGUCGGAACAACAUGCUCCUGUUUCUUCUGUGUUCUUAUCGACGCUAAACGAGCCAGACUCGACUCAUUGUGACCAAAGAUUUUCCAGAAUGUUUGAAACUCCUCUUGGUGAUCAACUAUUUUGGAAUAUUUUUUAGGAGAGUCCCUUCUGUGUAGAAUAAGUACUAUUUGAUGCUACACAAACCAGACUCGACUUUUUGUGACUAAUUAUUUUGUGUGAAUGUUUGAAACUCGUCUUUGCCAUCCAGCCCUGUGUGUGGUAAUAGUGAUCAACAGUUUUCGCAAAUAUUUUUACGAGAGAUUCACAAUGAAUAACGCGCUACAGCUAGAGCUUCCACAAAGAAGACGGUCAUCUAGCUGGAAUCCACCCCCCAAUCUAGAGUGGAAUGAGACCACAUCCUCAUUGCAGCAUCUUAGGAACAGCCUCCUUAAAGAUGAUGGGUUCAAAGCAAGCUGCCUCCAGUCAGAGAUGCAAACUAAACCCAAAGUCUUUAAGGCUAUGAAGUCUCCACGACAGCGUGACGCUGUUUACACUUGGGACGUGGCCCCAAAGCCAAAAGUUCAACCGAAGCCACAACGACGACGAGUAAUAUCAUCAACUGACGGUCAGAACAACAACUCUAACGACACCGAAGCUCCAACUGGCCAAUCCAAAUACAUUCUGCCAGGGCAUCUUGACAACGCUAAACCAAAACCAGAAUCUGUAAUAUCAUCGACUGACUGUCAGAACAACAAUUCUGACGACACCGCAACUCCAACCGGCCAAUCAGAGAAAAAACUGCCAUGGCAUCUUGAUAACGCAUUACCAGACCCUGAAUCUGUGUAUAUGAAAAUGCAGCCUAUCAAACCGCUACCAGCUUUACCCAAAAAGGAAAAACAAAAUGGACUACCGGACAGCCAAACCGAUGAUCUGCAAAAACGAUUAAGUGGUCACUUAAUUUGUAAGGUCUGUAACAAGCAGUACAACCAGCCUAAGAUGCUUAGGUGCUCUCACAGUUUUUGUUUCCACUGCCUGUCAGAAACAAUUCAGCAUCCAACCCCCCUAAAGGGAACCAUACCCUGUCCUACUUGUGCGAAGGACACACCCAUUCCCGUAAACGGGUUAAAUGGCCUCCCAGACAACACCCUGCUACAAGCUCUAAUCGCUGACGUUUCCAAGCAUGAGUCGAGUCAUGUAGGUCAAAGGUCAGAUGAUCCGGUCUUUCUUCAAGAGCCCAUGAAAAGCAGUUAUGAUAGUAAGAUGCUCAGAGUUCACAAUCGCUCGGUGAAAACUUACGAAGUGAUGUCGCUAAAGAAAGACAAACCCUUGGAACCGUUUCUUACGGAUUACUCCGCAGGGAACUCAAAACAAUGUGUGCAACAUCCAAAUAACGAACUCACCCACUUUUGUAGACCCUGCAAAAAGCUCAUCUGCUCAGAAUGUUUGAAAGUCGAUCACAACGCGACGAAGCAUCAUUAUGUCGAUGCUGCUUUGGCGGAGGUAGAAUGGAAGAAUGUAAUGAAGAUGCUCCUUGAGAUGAUUAAGAAGCAGAAAGUAGAGUUCGUACAAUCAGUGAGUACAUUGGAGGAUGCAUACUGCCGCCUCCACAGCAUGACUCAUAACACUAAAAAGAAGAUUAUUGAGCAACAGAAGUAUCAAAUCCAGAAAAUCAAAGAAAGGUCGGCAGCACUUCUUGAAGAGGUGACCCAACUCAGCAACGACCGAGCAGAAAAAAUAGAGGAGCAACAUCGAAAACACUGUGAAGGAGCCGAGAUGGCAAGCUCCAAUCAGAACAUCCUGGAGCAUGCUAUAAACAAAGCCAGCCAACUGGAAGUCCUCGUAGCCAGGGACAAUGUCGCCGCUCAAUGCAACAAAUUGCUCAAGGAAGUCAUCGAUCAGCCAAUGCACAAGCUAUCCUUCCUUGACUUUGCAGAGGCGCAGGAAGGCUCUAAAAUCACAAUGGGGCAUGUUCUGCAGACUGAAAACUGGGAACUACAAGAAGAACUUGUUGAGAGCACUGAGGAAGCAUUCCAACUGGCGGGCUACCUUGCCAUGUACUCCAAUGGGGAUUUAGCUUUAACUGACAUGUUAAAAUGGCAACUUACAGUGAUCUCGCAAGACACUAAAAGAUGCAAGAGAAUUGAGAAAUCAGACAAGGCAUUGCUCAAUCCAUUCGCCGUAGCAAUCAACAAAGAUGACCAACUCUUGGUAAUUGAUCAAAACAUGGUGAAAGUGUUUGACAAUGAGAUUAAUUACUUGUUUGACGUUCAAAUCCCUUUCCUACAGACGCAAGAUGAUGGGCAUUCUGCCCCCAGCAUAAUAACGUGCCUGGCCGUGGACAAGCAGAACAGAAUUGCAGUUGGAAACAUCGGUAAGAAAGCAGUGUCUCUCCAUCACCCGGACGGUAAGCUCCUGAGGGUGCUACCUGCCGAUUUGAUCGACAUGCAAAUGACAAUGGCCAACGGGGAACGGAUCAUCUACAGCAAUUACCAAAAGAGGACACUCGUCUCGAUGGACUAUAAAGGCAACAUUGUGUUCUGUGUGAGUACUGCCGAUAAGAGUCCGACGGGUGUAUGUUGCGACGCUAUCGGAUUUAUCUACGUCGCGGUGCAUUCUAUGUUCAAGGGACUGUGUGAGAUACAUCAUUACAACCGGACUGGGGAACUCUUGGGGUGUAUGGUGGAGGGAUUGUAUAACCCACUUGGGAUUAUCUUCACCCCGAGGGAUAACCUCGCUGUGGCUGAUAAAGACUCAGUUAAGAUCUACCGGAGAGUAUAAAGACUGAAAUAUUAUUACAAGUUGACGUGUUUUUUUUUCAAACCUCCACACAAACAAAUGAUUUGAUUGAAUCAUAUAUUUUUGAGCAAGCAGAUAAUUUUGUCGCUUGUGUCGUAGCUUGAAGUUACCACGGCCCAAAAAAAAGAGAGAACAAAAAUGUUUAAAAAAAAAUAUCACAAUUGAAAUUUUUCAAAGUGCUGUUUUGAAGUCUGCUUACUAUAUCUUAAAUAUUUUGUAAAGGGGGUGGGGGGGGGGAAUUACGAGCCAUUUUAUUCAUGCAGAACUGAGUUUUCAUUCCUACAACUAUUUUCAUAGGAAUAAAAUUCCUAAACACUAAAGUCAUUUAAAAAACGGGUUUGGGUACAAAUCAAUGCAUAUUGAGACCUAUUGCGAUAUGUCACUUCGUGAAAAUAUUACGCUUCCAGAAAGGUCACUAUGUGAAAAUACAAACGUCACUCAAGCGACUGAUGUGUGAGCACUGUAUUGCUUUGUGUAUCAAGGUUUAUCACUUCUACAAACUUUUGUUUAUAAAAAAUGGCAACAAUAAAGUUAUACUUCGUUUAUGCUCUUUAGUGUAAUUAAAAAACCAUUUCAUAUACAUGUAAGGUACUGAAUUUUACACAGAUGAGUUUAUUUCAAAAACUAUAUUUUUGACAUAAAGGUCACCUUGUAUUUUAAACGAUUCAGUGAUAAUACAUCAAUUGUUUCCUCAAGUCUAUUUCUGUUGACAGCUCAGUUAUAACUUAUUUCAUGUGAACUUAGAGCAACCACUUUUUUACAAUGUAGGCUCCAGGAAGAGCCCUGGUAUUCCCUCUCCAUUAAAUUCUCUCUCGAUGUUUUGAUCAGAGGCAACAAUUUAGUAAAGCUGCUUUCCAGUAGAGAAGUUUGCGUAAUCACUCUUUAAAUUAAUUGCAAUAAAAACUCUUAGUCAACACCAUACAAGAACUUUCAAAAGUUUAAAGCAUUUUGAGAAACACGUCACUUUGAAGCAAUGUGAUCACUGGUAUCCAGACGUGCAUACUUGUAAAACCAAAACCAACUGAGAGUUGAAUUGAUGGUCACAAUUAAAUAAAAGUAGAACAUUCCA
This is a messenger RNA of Asterias rubens (European starfish), 4503 nucleotides long. RefSeq lists its product as uncharacterized. Gene Ontology annotation, molecular function: zinc ion binding; ubiquitin-protein transferase activity. NCBI's taxonomy places the organism in Eukaryota, Metazoa, Echinodermata, Asteroidea, Forcipulatida, Asteriidae. Gene Ontology annotation, cellular component: chromatin; nucleoplasm. The coding region runs from base 879 to 3416 and encodes 845 amino acids. The transcript is spliced from 2 exons. Gene Ontology annotation, biological process: positive regulation of DNA-templated transcription. The record is from RefSeq and is a predicted model, not a curated record.